Molecule: messenger RNA, 1646 nt
Organism: Sander lucioperca (pikeperch)
Lineage: Eukaryota; Metazoa; Chordata; Actinopteri; Perciformes; Percidae
Product: cis-aconitate decarboxylase-like
Exons: 6
Coding region: 83-1570 (495 amino acids)
Molecular function (GO): lyase activity
Source: RefSeq, a predicted model, not a curated record
ACCAUCCUUUCAACAACCUGUUGACUGCAAACCUACUGCAUCUGAGAGAAAGAAAAAAGAAGAGCAACAACUGACUGACGCUAUGAUCUCCAAAUUACAGAAAACCAUUAGACCAGUGUGGGCUGUUAGAGGACUGCAUAAAUCUGCAGUGGAAGUCUUGAAGCGCCCGGCCCCUGAGGACACAGUCACAGCCAGCUUUGGGAAGUUCAUCAGUGAAGUAAAGCCCCAGCACUUGUCCUCUGUGGUGCUCCACCGCAGCAAAAGGAUGGUGCUGGACAGCAUUGGAGUUGGUGUGAUUGGCAGCACAACAGAUGUGUUUGAGCUGGCUCUGCAGCACUGCCAGCACAUGUAUGCUCCUGAUGACAUCAGCUCUGUGUACGGACGCAGGGGCACCAGGCUCUCCCCGACACUGGCAGCUUUCGUCAAUGGAGUGGCUACUCACUCCAUGGACUUUGAUGAUACAUGGCACCCUGCCACUCAUCCCUCAGGAGCAGUCCUUCCUGCUGUGUUAGCACUCAGUGACAUGAUGUCUGCUAACAGCAAACCUAGUGGCCUGGACUUCCUGCUGGCGUUCAACAUCGGCGUUGAGAUCCAGGGCAGAUUGAUGAGGUUCUCUAAUGAGGCCAACAACAUCCCCAAGAGGUUUCACCCUCCCAGUGUGGUGGGGACCAUGGGAAGUGCAGCCGCCUGUGCUCGCCUCUUGUCUUUGGAUCCCUCCCAGUGCAGUCAUGCCUUAGCUAUAGCUACUUCUCUAUCUGGAGCCCCAAUGGCUAAUGCUGCCACUCAGUCUAAACCGCUCCACAUCGGUAAUGCCUCACGUUUGGGGCUGGAGGCUGCUCUGCUAGCAUCCAGAGGCCUAGAGGCGAGUUCUCUGGUCCUGGAUGCUGUCACUGGUGUGGCUGGUUUCAAUGCUUUUUAUGAAGACUAUGUACCGCAGCCUUUAGAAUUACCCAAUGAUGACAGCCAUAUGUUCCUACUAGAGGAGCAGGACAUGGCCUUCAAGCGCUUCCCUGCCCAUCUAGGGAUGCACUGGGUGGCAGAUGCUGCAGCCUCGGUCCAUAAGAUUCUUGUGGGAUUUGGCCCUGGCACUGUCUCCCCAGCUCAAGUCCAAGACAUCCUGCUCAGAGUCCCCAAAUCAAAGUACAUCAACAGGCCUUUCCCUGGCUCUGAGUAUGAGGCACGCCACUCUUUCCAAUUCAAUGCUUGCAGCGCUCUCCUGGAUGGGGAGGUGACUGUGCAGUCUUUCACACCCGCUGCCUUAAGACGCCCUGACCUACUCGCUCUGCUGAGCCGUGUUCGCAUGGAGCAUCCCCAAGACAACCCAGCUAAUUUUAACAGUAUGUAUGGUGAAGUCCAGGUGACACUUGUUGGGGGAGACAUUCUGAAGGGACACUGUGACACCUUCUACGGUCACUGGCGCAACCCGCUAACUAAUGAGAGCCUGAGGAAGAAGUUCAGAAACAACGCGGGGGCUGUGCUUCCCUCAGAGAAGGUUGAGAGGCUGAUUGAUGUGGUGGAGGAGCUGGACAGACUUGGGGACUGCAGGGCCCUUCUCUCACAGCUGCAAUGAGAACUCAGACAUGCACAAUGAGAGCAGCAGAGAAAUCAUUGCACAUACAUUAUAUACCAGUCUCAUAUACCAUUUC